This is a messenger RNA of Saccoglossus kowalevskii, 426 nucleotides long. RefSeq names its product nuclear receptor 2C2-associated protein-like. NCBI's taxonomy places the organism in Eukaryota, Metazoa, Hemichordata, Enteropneusta, Harrimaniidae. The record is from RefSeq and is a predicted model, not a curated record.
AUGGCAGCCUCCAUUGGAAAACAUGCGUCCAAAAUAAAAGUGAGCUCUACUUUGAAUCGUGAUGUAAAACAAUUUGGUAAAAAGUAUAUGUUUGAUGAUGAUGAGGAAACGUGUUGGAAUUCAGACCAGGGCUCACCGCAGUGGGUAGUCAUGGAAUUUCCCCAUCAAAUCAGACUCCAAGAGCUGAUGAUACAAUUUCAAGGAGGAUUUGUGGGAAAAGAAUGUUGGAUAGAAGGUUGCCAUGAUGAUGAAACAAUGACAAAAAUUCUAGAUUUUUAUCCAGAAGAUGUGAAUUCAUUGCAAUCUUUUCAUUUACCCACAGAUCAGCUGUUUACAAAAGUCAAAAUUAUAUUUAACAGCAGUACAGAUUUUUAUGGAAGAAUCACUAUUUAUAAAUUGGACUUAAUUGGAACUCAAAUUACUUGA